This is a messenger RNA of Megalobrama amblycephala (Wuchang bream), 3975 nucleotides long. RefSeq names its product ABI family, member 3a (gene abi3a). Bases 231 to 1814 code for a protein of 527 amino acids. Gene Ontology annotation, cellular component: lamellipodium. The record is from RefSeq and is a predicted model, not a curated record. The transcript is spliced from 15 exons. Gene Ontology annotation, molecular function: SH3 domain binding. Lineage: Eukaryota; Metazoa; Chordata; Actinopteri; Cypriniformes; Xenocyprididae.
AAUGUAAAUGCAUUUAAAUGUAGCCUAAUAUGGCACUUAAAGCUCCUUGUUUCCACAUGUUUGCACAAUGCACGCCCCAUGAGCAGAUAUGUGCUUGCAGCAUCAUAGGAGAACUUCUGAUGACAGAGGAAGGCAGUGGCGGAUGGGCUCUGACUGACAGACAUCAGUAGGCUGCUGUCGCACGGAGGUUUCCGGAGUUGUUCAUCAACGGUCUCUCAUUCCACAGCGCAAUGAAGGACCAAAACUACGGCGAAGAAAUUACAAAAAUUCUAGAGGAGGCCCCCUCUGCUCGCAAAGCACUUUUAGACAACUACAACAACUUACACGAUGUAGCGAAGUAUUGCGAGAACAACUACCUGCAGUCUGGAAAUGAUACGAGCAAAGCUCUGGAGGAGACCAAGGCCUUCACUGCUCAGUCUUUGGCUAGUGUGGCCUAUCAGAUCAGCUCUCUGGCCACCAAUGUGCUCAAGCUUCUGGAUGCACAGACCCUGCAGCUCCGCAAGAUAGAGUCCUCCGUCAACCAGAUCGGACAGACAGUGGACAUGCACAGGGAGAAGGUCGCCCGCAGAGAGAUUGGCGCUUUCACGGUUGCCAAGAGGGUUUCACGCAGUCAUAAGAUUAUCCCCCCAGCAAAAAAUAAAGAAGCCAAGAUCAAGUACUCCCGCACACCCAUCUCUUUCUCCAGCCUGGACUCUGUUGGCCAUGGCGUGAAGGAUUCUGGCCAGCCGCAGUUAAAAACAGCUACCAUGACACGGAGCGGCAGUACGCUGAGUCGAGGCGGCCGCCCUCCAGAGCCUGUCCAGUGUCCCGUGGCGCCCACUCUGUCUCAUGGAGCGUCCCUCACCUCACUUAAUGACAAGUCUAUUGCUUCGAGCUUUGGUAAAGCCGUGCCGCCCCCGGUAGUGCCCAGCUGGCCCACCACCCCUGAUAGUGACAUCAUCAGCACACUGCUGGAUGAAGCGCCACCUCCUCCACCCCCACUGAUGGAGGCAGAGGGUGAAGAGGAUCAUGGACAGAAGACCGGUCCACCUCCACCUCCAUCUCCACCUCCACCUCCUCCCCUUGACUGCACCGACAUCCCGCCACCUCCUCCCAUGCCUGUUUCAAUCAGUACAUCUGAUCCCAGCAGCCUAAUAAACAUGCCACCUCCUCCACCAGCCCCACCUCUUGAAACAGUGGCCGAAGAGAAUGGAUUUCCUCUACCAGAAGCUCCCUGUGACAUGCCUCCUCCACCAGCCCCUGAUGGCCUUGAUCUUCCAACCCCACCGCCUCUGCCUGGCGAUGAGAACUAUGAUGCUCCGCGUUCUCGCCGGUCACGAGUGCGACGUCAUCCUCCUAGCUCUCGCUCUCUCUCUCUGAGGGUCCGCAUGGGCCCCAGCGCUCGCUCGCUGUACACACGCUCGCUUUUUCUGCCCUCUGCUCAAUCACUCAUGAUACCCCCACCCCCUCCAUACCCGCCUCCUCUGGCUCCGCCCGCUUCAUUCAGCCCAUUGUGCAGGAUCCCUGCUCGCCUAGCGCACCUGGACCUUGAGAUUCCAGCACCGCCCCCAUCACCACCAGUAGAUGGCUUUGACAACUAUGAGGAAAUGCCCCCUUUACCUCCCCCUAUUGAUUACGACAUAUCUGCACCAGUUGACUAUUUGGAGAAAGUGGUGGCACUAUAUAACUACGAGGCAGGCAAGCCAGGUGACCUGAUCUUUCAGGAGGGGGACAUCAUCUACCUCACCAGCAGGAAUGAGGAUGGCUGGUGUGAGGGCGUUCUGAAUGGAGUAAAGGGUUAUUUUCCUGGCAACUAUGUGGAGUCCACUGCUUAACUGGCCAUAAGAAUCCAGAAUGUCAGUGAACCAACUAUUUGAAACAUAUAAGGCACUUUGUAUUCGCAUUUUAUAAAAUGAAACAGUGAAACGACUGGCUGAAGUUUUAACAUUCCAACUAACAUGCUGACUGAUGUUUCCAGCAGAGAGGAGUUUGUGUGGACAUGAAAAGCCGCUCUUAUUUUAAAGUUUAUUUUGGUCUUAAAUAAUGAUAAUGAUAAUGGAUUUCUCAGGACUUUAAGUUAUAAUCUAAAUGUACAAUGUAUAAAGAAACAUUUUUGUACAUUUAGCUGUAUUUGAUAAGUUCACAAAGCAGAUAGUGGGUGGUGUUUGUUUAAAUUAUGUUGAGCAAAUAAUUAAAUAAUAUAUUUGUGUAAUAUAAUUUAGUUUUCUAAUUGUAAACCUUUAUUACUCAUAAAUUGAUAACAUUUUAUUGAUUCCCUAGCAAAUGAGUAGCAGUAUUUUCCCAAACUUUUUUCACCCUAGUAAGUGACUGAAAUCUGUUAAUAUACAAAAUUCAGUCACAAUUUCAUGAUACCUAGUAGGCAUUUAGAGUCUAUAGAAUCAAUAAACUGUUGACAUUGAUGUCUGGGAAUAAAGUUUUUAUUUGUUUCAUGUUAAUUAUUACUAUCCACUCAUUAUACAAAGAUCUUUUGAUAUGUUCAUUAAUGAUGAUCUGACUCAUAUGCACCAGUAGCCUUAUUAUUUAAAUUUUUUGUUCUCCUUUAGACUGUUACUCAUGUUCAUGAAAGAUAUUAAACCUUCCACAGUUUCUUCAAACUAAAUGUGCUCCUAUUCUAUUUAUUUCACAUAAAUAAAAGGAGAAAUUCUAGGGAUUUAUGUGCAUUUGGGGACAGAAAAGUCAUGCUUGUGGUCAUGGACCAGUUGUACCGAAACCAAAACUACUAAAAAUGUCUGCUGGCCCAAAGCUUUCAUUUUCAACAGGGAGGGGAAAUAUAAUGAUAUAGAUAACAUAAUGACUGUUCUUUAAUGAUAAAUUGAAGUAAUAAAGUGAAAGAAUAAUAAUAAUGAAGCACAUUGUUGCUGUGUGAUGAUUAAAAAGAAUGAAGUGCUGCAAAUACAAUGUUCUGCAACAGGAAACACGUGAUAUAGGUGCUGUGUCUUUAAACAGUCGACAGUCACCAUAAAAGUGUUCAGACUUCACUAUCAGCACUACAACCCCUCCCUCAGAUAAGACUUGGUCUCAAAUCAGAGCAGUGCACUCGGAGUCUACAUUAUUGACGUAAUCGCCUGAAUUCUUUGAGAGUUGCUUUUGAAUUGGGAAUUUCUUCAUUGCCAUGGACAGCAGUGAUCGAUUUUUAUUAUUUACCUGUGCCAGACAGACAGCGCGCCAGCUCUGAACUGAGUUCUCUUUUGCGUCUUACCACGCUUAAUCGGACAAAUACACACAAAAUUACGAUCCUCGCACCUGUCAUAAUCUUUGUUUUUUUGGCAAUCUGCUGUACUGCCUUCUGUAAAAUGUCCUAUCGGGCCCGUAAUCAAGCUCAAGUCAGGGAUCAACAGUCUGUCUACGUCAUUCCGAUCUCUCUGUCCGAUGAUGACCUGCACAGACCGCCACGCUACAGCACCGUACAGUUCUACGAACCGCCUCCUGCUUAUAACGAGUUACAUAUGAAGACAGAAAUCCCUCUGGAAUCCCCUCCUGCAUAUUCAGAAUCUGUCUCUGCCUCACCUUCACAUUCAUGAAUCAUGAUCACACCAAACAUAAGAGUAUCUCAAGCACUUGGACUGGUUAAAGGGAAAAAAGAAGGGGAAAAUUGGGAUUCUCGUGACUUUUUCUAAGGACUAUGAUUCAUUCUACCUAUGCAAAGGAUAGUGAGGAAUUUAAAUAGUGAGGAAGACAAUGGCACAGAUGUGAUGAUCUGUGAUUCUGCUGGGAUUUUGAACAUGUCUUACACGGUCAUGAACUAUUUCACACUAUGAGCAGAAGGAAAAGGUUUAAUAAUGUAUAUAUGUUUUUAGUGAAUAUUUAUAAAUUUUGCACACGCUAGCUAAACCCUUUUUGUUAACUUUGUGAAAUGAAAUGUGUUAAUUUAUAACAAAUGUUGUAAAUGGUUGACUUGCUGUAAAUUGUAUUGUGAAAACUAUAGGUAAACCUGUUUAAAUAAAAUAAAAGUGUUGUAAAAACACUGACUUUAAA